UCCAGACGUAGUUAAGUAACUCCUGAUCCUGAAUGAGAAUAUUCUCAUUUAUCCUACUGAUCCAUUGCAUAGAAGAUAAUAAACCGCGGGGUUACUGAUGUCUGGUGAAGAAGUUAAGAACCGGGGUACAGAUGGAUCGAUGUUAUGUCGGAAGAUUUGUAUGUGUGCAGGUGGAAGAGUUUUUAGAAAAAAAAAUACGAAGUUAUGAAAUGAAGGAAUGUUUUAAACUGUUCAUGAAAGAAGGGGAAAACUUAGUGGCCGGUAGUUAAACUAAAGAGGGAGAAAAGAGUGCAAAGUUAACUCUACUCGAUAGAUCGGAGCCUCGUACUCCUGCAUAUAUAAUAUAUAAUAGCCCAAGAAGACUGGAGGAUAGUGGAUAGUGGAUGCUGGAUGCUGGAUGCUGGAUGCUGGAUAGUGGAUGAAAUGAAAGCAGAUGAAAGAAUGAAUAGAGGAUAGGAGCGGUUCGGAGCGAGAUGAGAAGUGGAUAGGUGCGCACGCGAAACAAGGUCGGGGAAAGAGUACUGGAGCUUCGCUGAGAGGAAAAGUUGUUAUCACCGAGAUCUACCCACCUACUGCUGUCUGUUUUCAGUGUUUGUUGUUUCCAAUUUUUUAAACACUUCUGCCAACCAACACGUGGUGAUUUUACAAUAAAUGGUGACUUAUUAAGUUUGGAAAUUUACAUUCAUUAAUUAUAUCAAGCUUUCAUUGAGGAAUUACGUUUUAUCAACCAUCAGUGGAUCAUUGCUGCCUUCUUUCUCUGAAGGUGAGACAAAUUCAUGUGCUGACAGUGGAGUUUUGUUAUGUAUGUUGCAUUAGUUGUCGGUUGAUGGUGAACCUGAACGGUCGACGUGACAAUAAUUUUUGUUUUAUUGUAUUUUUGGUUGCUGUUUAAGUGAUUACAAUUGGAGGUUUUUUAGUAGAGGGAAGCUGGGAUCCAGCUGACAGGUGCGAGAGACUUGCCAGUGGUUUUGGAUGUUAGCAGGCGCGGGGGUGGCUAAAAAGGCCCCGCCGCCCGGCACGGGUCUCGAUGCCGGUCCCUAUAUCACAGACUUUUUCGCUAACCUCCAGCCUGGUACCCAAGGAGGAAUCAUCAAACAUGCCCUUCAUAGACGACGAAUUGCUAUGGUGCCCUGACAACGAUGGCAAAAUGGUUGAUUUAACUCAAUGUUUACAAGAAAAUAACCCAGCACAAUCAGUUGAAUUUUCAGCAAUGGAACUGAGUGCUUUCGUGGGUGCGCCAACAGCCUCCAGUGUGCCUUCAGAAGACGGGGAAGGUGUAUCAAAUGUUAGCGAGGAGCCAUUUGAUACCUUGGAUACAUUUUUACGAGAAUUGCAAGCCGAUUUGGCGGAAGCGAGCCAACCGACUUCAACAACCACACCGCUCAGUACAAUAACCCCGUGUAGGCGGCAGAGGUAUAACAUCGCCGCAGCGAAUCCUCUUCUAGCCGAAAAAUUAGCCGCUCCGUCUAUUCAAUUAUCACCAGUGUCUUCUACAUCCUACGCUGCACGAGCAGAGAUCAAGUCUGAAGAGAUCAUCACCGAGGGCAGCAAAGUGGAUACGAGGGAAAUACAAGCGCCACAUGACUCAGCGGACCCUGACGAGGCGAUGGCCCUCGCGACAGUUAAGGCCGAGCCAGGUAGCACUACAGGAACACGUUUGCUCCAUGGAAUUCUAUCACAGCAUCCUCCCCAGCACAAUCUUGGCAUGCCCAACGGAGGGUACAAUCGGCAUUUGACCAAUCACGUACAGCUCGGACAACCUCCUUACACCACCAAUGGAAUCGCCACCACAAAUACACCAGGAAGUGGAUCACUGCCAGCGAGUCCUGCAGACAGUGGAGUCAGUGACGUAGAGUCCAGCACAUCAUCCGGCGGGAAUGAAGACGCUAAUUUAUUGCUCAAAGCAAGACUUAACCCUAAUUCAUCUUUACAACAAAAUCUUGGUUCCCAUCACUCUCAUAUGCCCUCAGCGAUCGCCAGAUCGGCUUGCCAUAGCCCUGGAGUGUAUUCGAGCUCGACGGGAUUCUUGCCACCCUCUUACCACCCUCAUCAGCACCACACAUCCCAAUACCACCCUCAUCGAGGAAGCUCGCCUCACCACCCCCACGGUAACCACGGUAUGCCGUCAGCAAUGGGACCACCGCAUCACCAUCACCACCAUCAAACUCAGAGUCUUCAGCAUCUCCACUAUCGGCAGCCAUCGACGUUAACGGAGAGUUAUAACAGUUAUGUUAACUCGAUGUACGGCGGUAACGGGCAGUUUGCGGCACCGUGCACCCCGAGCCCACCACGAGGACCAGGAGUACCAACGAGCGUGAUUCAGGCGGCGACCAGCUCCGUCUCGGACGACCUGUACCUCCUGGAGCUCGGGUUCCCUCCACGCGCCAAGAAGAACAAGCUCAAGAAAGCCCGACAAGGAGACGGCACCACCGUAAAGAGAAAAUCCCGAGAAGGCUCAACGACUUAUCUAUGGGAGUUCCUUUUGAAGCUGCUCCAGGACCGAGAAUACUGCCCGCGGUACAUCAAGUGGACGAAUCGCGAGCGAGGUGUCUUCAAGCUGGUCGACAGCAAAGCCGUUUCCCGGCUCUGGGGCCUCCACAAGAACAAACCGGACAUGAAUUACGAGACAAUGGGCCGCGCUUUGCGAUAUUACUACCAACGGGGAAUCCUCGCGAAGGUCGACGGGCAGAGGCUUGUUUACCAGUUUGUCGACGUACCAAAAGACAUCAUCGAGAUCGACUGCACAGGAGCGUGAAACAAGGCUUUCUUUCAUUUGAUUAAUUAAUUAAUUAAUUGAUUAAUUAAUUAACAAUAAAGUAGUCGAUAAUCCUCGGAUUUUAUUAUUAUUUUUAUUAAUUUUUUAUAAAUUUCAAUGUUGAGCUCUUCCUGCCAAAUAAUGUCUACUUAGUGACAUCUUACUAAAAUGUACCCUCUCUGACUCCGUUAUUAUUAAUAUUAUUGUUAAUUUAAAUAUUAAAAAAUUUGACGAUUAAUUAUUGAUACUUUCACAAGCUAGAUUUAAAA
Messenger RNA from Cotesia glomerata, 3024 nucleotides. RefSeq names its product ecdysone-induced protein 74EF (gene Eip74EF). Gene Ontology annotation, biological process: cell differentiation; regulation of transcription by RNA polymerase II. The coding region runs from base 1028 to 2755 and encodes 575 amino acids. The record is from RefSeq and is a predicted model, not a curated record. The transcript is spliced from 12 exons. Gene Ontology annotation, cellular component: nucleus. NCBI's taxonomy places the organism in Eukaryota, Metazoa, Arthropoda, Insecta, Hymenoptera, Braconidae. Gene Ontology annotation, molecular function: sequence-specific DNA binding; DNA-binding transcription factor activity, RNA polymerase II-specific.